This is a messenger RNA of Zerene cesonia (dogface butterfly), 2383 nucleotides long. RefSeq lists its product as uncharacterized. The coding region runs from base 145 to 942 and encodes 265 amino acids. The record is from RefSeq and is a predicted model, not a curated record. The transcript is spliced from 2 exons. Lineage: Eukaryota; Metazoa; Arthropoda; Insecta; Lepidoptera; Pieridae.
UGAGGCUUUAGGAAAGUUGCGUUUUACCCGUGAUUGUGCGUGUCGUGUUUGUAUCAGUUUCUAUAUGUUUAUUUAUCUUUUAUGACGAUAUUGUGAGUGCGCAUUUUUAAAAAUCAAAUCUCAAAAGGUGUGUAACAAGUUAAAAUGAAAAAUAUUACAGCUAAGCAAUUGCCUAGAAAGAGUAAUUCCAAAGAGGAUGACGACAAUGUAAGAUAUAAAUUAAGUAAACAAUACUUGAAUAAUAUUGCCAAAGCAAAUUCAAAAGCAUUGAAAAAGUACAACGAAAAUGAUGACAAUAUUCGAUACAAAUUUGCUCCAGUGUCAUCUAGGCCGAAAACUCCAGAGAAAAAGCCUAAACAAAAACCAAAAAUCAAAGUGAACUUUUGGAGCAAUAAACAAAUUGGACCUCGAAAUCAAAAAGAGGCACUGAAUUCAGCAAAAUCAAAACGCAGACACACAGUAAGCAUAGUAGAUAAUGUAGAUAGUGAUAAACCUAAAACGCCUACAAUCAAAGUUCGCAAGCGAGUCUCUUUUUUACCCUCACCCAUGUUUACAGAUAACCAUGUGCCAAUGGUUACUGUUCCAGAUGAUUUGACUAUUCAGAUAAAUGCUGAAGAAGCAAAAACACUCGGUGAAGAUUUAAAUCUAGGUUUUGUGGACAAUAAAACAGAUAUCAGCAAGCUCCAAGAACAAGGCAGAAAGAAAGUGAGAACUUCAAUGACACAGACAAGCCCAAGAAGCACAAAAGUAAAUGCAACUACUGUACAGCAGAGAAAUCAAGGCAAUGAAAAUGAUUUAGAAUUCUUUUCAAAAUAUGUAGUACAAAAGUUGAGAAGAAUGGAGACAAAUCAGCGUAUUUACUCGGAGAAUUUAAUAAACACAGUUCUGAUGCUAGGACAAUUGGGUCAAUUAAAUGGCAAAUCUAAAAUUACGCAGACAUAGUAGAUUGUAUGGUGUGCAAUUAGCCCUAUUUUCUUAAAUUAUUUUUAUAUUUUGUAUAGGAAUGAGCACAUGUCAUUUUUGAUACCCUGCCGCUGUUAUUUCCUAAAUAGUUCAACCAUAUAGUUUUUACACAAAGUUGGUGCAUAGAAUAUAACUAUAUAAUAGAAAAAGUACAUAAAAUAUUUAAAACAACAUCGAUCUCAAGUUAAAUAUAUUUAGAUCAAUUGAUUAAAUGAUUAUUAUAGAAUAGUUUAUAAUAAAAAAAAUGUUUCUAGACUCUGGUUAUUUUUGUACAAUUAAAUAUAUAUCUUGUGAACUUCUUACUAUUGAUUGUAUUUUUUCAAUUUUAAGCAAUUAGAAUCCACUUAUAAUGGCAUUGACAUCAAAUGAGCAUUUAAAAGGUUUGGAUGAAUGCUAGAGUUACUUUAUUUAAUGUAUUUUCUUUAAACUAUUCACUUUUAUAUUAUUUAAAUUGUCAUUGUAAGUGCAAUAUAUCUAAAACAUUGUAAUAUGUACAUUGUACUGACAUACACACUGUAAAAUUUGAUACAUAGAUAUAUAUGUAUAUGUUAGAAAUAGGUAAAUUUAUAAUAUUCGUAAUUAGUAUGUCCCAUUAAAAUAAGGAAACUUCAUUUUUUUAUUUAUUAAUAAUUGUAAAUUAGGGAAUUAUAUUUAUGAAAAAAAAAAAAAUUUGGUAAGUCAGUUGACUUAUAUUAUUGUUUAAAUAAUAUUGGGAAGCAUAAUAUAUUCACGUGUUACAUAUAAAUCACAUUAUUUGGUGUGUGUUAUAGAAUCUGAGACACAUACACCUCUUUAUAAUAGACAAUAUUUUUCUGUAAAAUUAAAUAGUUGUUGAAGAGUAAAUUUUUAUAUAUUGUUAUAUAUUUUGGAAGACAGUUACUGAAAUUGCUGGUUUGUAUACAUAUCUUGUUAAUAAAGGCCUUAUAAAUUACAAGUGAUUUAUGAUAACUAAUUUAUUGUAGUAAAACUUCAAGAUUAUAUGCAUUUAAUAAUCAUGCACUCAAGUUUCUCAUAUUUAUAUUUUUGAUAAUGGUUAUGGAUUUCUAUUUGAAUUUGGACACGGAAAGCAUAUUUUAUAUGCAAAUGAAUACACAUGAAAUUGAACUCCGGGGAAUACAUUGUACAGAAAUAAUAAAAAAUAGGCCUGCGUGCCCUGUAAGUAAUAAUUUUUUUGCAACAGUGUCUGACAAUAACCUCUUAAUGACUUUUACUUUAAUACCAAAUAAUCAUUUUGAAAUAUAAUGCAUUCGCUUGCAAAAGCAUGUCCAAAUUAUGUUUAUUAUGAUGAAGUAGUUUUAAGUAUUCAUGUACAUACUUUAGAUUUACAUUAUAAGCUCAAAGGUGUUAAAAAUGUGUUCUUUUUUCAUACGAGUUGUUUAAUAUAUAUAUGUAAGGAUUCAAAGGCCUUCCUAAUAAAUAU